This is a messenger RNA of Blepharisma stoltei, 3149 nucleotides long. The record is from the annotation of a GenBank genome assembly. NCBI's taxonomy places the organism in Eukaryota, Ciliophora, Heterotrichea, Heterotrichida, Blepharismidae.
AUGAAUUUUUGGGAGCUGGAGAUAGCCGAUGAAAUUCCCAGCAUUUUAAAAAAUCGUGAACUCCAUGGGACCACUGACAUCUAUUAUAUAGGAAUAGUUGGAUAUCCAGGAAUUGGCAAAGUAAUUUCUAAAUAGACAGUUUCAGCUGAUUUUCUCAAAAAAGAAAUCAACUCACGUCUAGAAAAUCUUUAUCCUUCUCCUUAUGUUUUCACAGAGUUUUGCAAGGUAAUCCCAAUGGAUGGAUUUCAUCUCUACAAAUACGAGCUUGACGAUAUGCCAAAUCCUAAAGAAAUGCAUUUUCGAAGAGGGGCGCAUUUUACAUUUGACCCUCAAAAUCUCUAUUAUUAUAAGCUAGCUAUUUUACAUAUUUUUGCGGCGAUUAAAGCUCUGGAAUUAAUUAAGCUAAUUAUGAAAAUAAGGAAAAAUGGCUAAUUCACCAUACAAACUUUCCCAUUUAAAACUAGGAAACCACCCUAUAAACUUCCCUUCAUUUUCACAUACACUUGACGAUCCUCAAGAAGAUACUAUAUAGUACCCCCCCCCUCGUUUGUCGCAUUUUCUAGUUUUUUUUUAAGGGAAAAAAAAAUUUACAGGACCUCGUUUGUCGCAUUUUCUAGUGCAAAUACACAUUGUCGCAAUUUCUAGUUUUUUUAAUUUUUUUUUGAUGUCGCAAAUCUUAGUUUUUUUAAAAAAUAGUUUCUGAUUAAUUUAAUUGAGUAAUUAUAGAGGAGUUUACCUUACAUUUGCCUGCAGAGGGUUAGCAGGCCCGAGUCCUUCCAAGUCCUUCCCAGUCCUUCCCAGUCCUUCCCAGUCCUUCCCAGUCCUUCCCAGUCCUUCCCAGUCCUUCCCAGUCCUUCCCAGUCCUUCCAGUCCUUCCCAGUCCUUCCCAGUCCUUCCCAGUCCUUCCCAGUCCUUCCCAGUCCUUCCCAGUCCUUCCCAGUCCUUCCCAGUCCUUCCCAGUCCUUCCCAGUCCUUCCCAGUCCUUCCCAGUCCUUCCCAGUCCUUCCCAGUCCUUCCCAGUCCUUCCCAGUCCCUUCCCAGUCCUUCCCAGUCCUUCCCAGUCCUUCCCAGUCCUUCCCAGUCCUUCCCAGUCCUUCCCAGUCCUUCCCAGUCCUUCCCAGUCCUUCCCAGUCCUUCCCAGUCCUUCCCAGUCCUUCCCAGUCCUUCCCAGUCCUUCCCACUUUUACUCUCCCCUUUUUAGAGAAUAGAUUAAAUUAGCUAGCUUAUUAACCCCAUUCUCCUUGCGCUUCAAUGACCUGCCUUGCUCUUUCAUUUUUCACCUUAAGAAUGGAAUUUUGCACUUCCUCAAAAGAAAUUUCGUCCCAUGACUCCUGAAUGGCAGCAAUUAGUCUGGCUUUGCUGUCAGGCCUUCUUUUUUUCUCCACUUUCCUCUUCAAAUUGGCCCAGAUCAUCUCAAUUGGAUUGAGAUCUGGGCUCUUCGGCGAUUGAGUCUUCACAUCAAUCCCGUUUUCUCUGCAAUAUUCCAUAGUUUGCCUUGCAGUAUGGGCUGUUGCCCCAUCCUGAACGAAGGUGUAGUCUCCAUCUAAAGGCUCAAUAUAGCCCUGGAGAAUGUCUCUGAUAUAGGCCUGGGCAUUGAUUGCAUACUUCUCCUUCUUUAUGAAGAGCAUUUUGCCAAAAACGAUAGAAAUUCCUCCCCAGAUCAUAAUUGAGGUUUUUCAAUUGAUAGGCUCUUCAAUCGUUGCGUUUAUCCCUUCUUUGCACCACGACAAAUUAGAGUUACGAAAGAGAUGCACAUAGCACUCAUCACUGAAGAUCCAUGAAGCGAUAUCUGAGUCAAUCAAAGACCUAGCCCAGGACAUUCUCUGCUCUUUAUGAGCUUCAGUUAGCUGUAGAACAACCCUCUUCUUCCUAUAGACAUAUCCCCUCUUCUUCAGCUCUUUUCCUAGCUGUUCUUCGCUGAAGUCAACUGUCUUUCUUUUGAAUUGGGCCCUCAAACUUGCCUUGCUGACAAAGCCUGUAUCCUUCUCACAUUCCUUAAUGACCUCAGCAAAGUCUUCAUCACUUCAAUGCUUUAGGGGAGAUCUGGAUAGUGCCUCUUCUCUUCCAGCCGCUUCGUCAGAUUCACUCUCAGUAUUCUCUGCAGCAAUUCGCUCAAUAGUCCGUUUAGAAGUCCCCAAGAUUGUCGCAAGUUCUUCGUUUUUAAAGAAACCUACGUCAAUGAUCCUCUUGACUAUGCUCUCUCCAUCAUUCCAUUUUCUUAGGAGGAGGCGAUAGUCCAUGGUCCACAAGCUUCCGCCUGAGCUCUAAAGUGUGCUCUUCAGGAUUGAACUUGUUGGUGUAGUGCCUGAUCGUCGUCAGGCUCAUGUCCUUGCCACAAGCAGCAAGACGCUCUUGGAUCUGCUUUGCAUUGAGCCUCUCUCCAUAGGCCAUGCUUUGAAUCAUUGCCGGGAUUUUUAUCGGCUGGUCCUCAAUUUCGCGCAACUCCAUUAAUUAAUAUGGAAGACUAGAAAUUAAGCUAUCAAAUAAGGAAAUAGGCAUGAAGAUAGGGGAAUAAGAAUGGUGAAUGGCAAGUGGUGAGGCUUAAGCAAUGGAGCAGAUAAUGGGAAGCAAGCUGUGGGGAUUGAGGAAUGGGAGCAAGGAUUUUGAAGGAAGAAAUGAUGAAAUUUCACUAACUGAUCCCUUGACGAAUUUUAAUUUUUAGGAAUUUAUAUAGAGAGAAAAAAAACCUAGAAAAAUGCGACAAGCGAGGUCCUGAACCGAUUUUUUUUUGGCUUAAAAAAAAACUAGAAAAUGCGACAAAUGAAGUCCUGAAAUUUUUUUUUUCUCUUAUAAAAAAAAAACUAGAAAAUGCGACAAACGAGGGGGGGGGUACUAUACAAGUUGAUCCAAAUAUUGUGAAAGUUGUAAUUAUUGAAGGACUGUAUUUAUACUGUGAGCUGCCUAUUUGAAAAGAAAUAAGGGAAAUUAUUGAUUAUAAAAUUUAUAUAGAUGGGAAUUUAGAUGAGGCAAUGGAUAGAGUUGUGCAAAGAAAUGCAAGAUGUUUAAAUAUGAGCCUUGAAGAAACGGCGUAUAAGGUACAGCAUAAUGAUAGGCUGAAUGCAGGGGUUGUGGAAGAAUCAAGGAGAUAUGCAGAUAAAGUUUUUAGGUAUCAGGAAAAACCAAGAGAAAUUUUGAGGCUAUAUGAAUAA